AUGUCGUUGGACAGCUUACCAAAAGUCGCACGCUUUGUGACCACCAACAAUGCCCAAGGCAAAGCUGUUUUUUCGGAUGCUGUAGGUGAAGCGGCCGAGCCAAAGCCUAUCCAUGGCGGCGAGGUGGUGUUCGGAUUGCAAUACUGCUCAGAGCAAUUCCCUGUCAACCUGAACGAGAACAAGGAUAUCGAGGCCUACAAGAAAUUCUCGCAACAAGCUCCGGGCUUGGUGAUCAAUUCCGGCACAGUCCUGAGGACAGUCGAUAUGGGCCCAGGUCACUUCUCGCCAAUGCACCGCACAGUGUCCCUCGAUUACGGCAUUGUCCUUCAAGGCGAGGUGGGGUUGGUCCUCGACAGCGGCGAGACCAGGCGAAUGAAGCAGGGUGAUGUAGCCAUACAGCGUGGCACGAUGCACGCGUGGCGCAACUUGUCGGAUACUGAGCCAGCACGCAUGAUAUACGUGUUGUUGCCGGCGCAAGAAAUGGAGGUAGCAGGUCAGAAGAUGGGAGAGGACCUUGCAGACAUGAACGGCGUGCGUAGCAGCUCGUGA
Molecule: messenger RNA, 549 nt
Organism: Recurvomyces mirabilis
Lineage: Eukaryota; Fungi; Ascomycota; Dothideomycetes; Mycosphaerellales; Teratosphaeriaceae
Exons: 2
Coding region: 1-549 (182 amino acids)
Source: RefSeq, a predicted model, not a curated record